AUGCAGUCCAACAAACAAGCCCUCGGCUCCCUCUCAUUAGGCCAACACCCGUCACACAGCCUGGACCACAAGAUCCAACUCGCCUCCAAAUACGGCUUCAGCGGCAUCGAGAUCGUCUACUCAGACCUCCAGCACUACUCCUCCCAGCACAGGAUCCCCAUCCUCACCGGCGCGUCCCGCAUCAAACAGAUCUGCAACACCCACAACGUGGAAGUCCUAUCCCUCGCGCCCUUUGAGAACUUCGAAGGCGCCCGCACCCCUCUCGCCGACCGUCUCGCCACCGCAAAACACUGGCUCAGCAUCGCGCGCAUCCUCAACGCCCCGUAUCUGCAGGUACCGUCGCAAUUCGACCCGAACAGCAUCACCGACGAGACGGUCCUCGUGCAGGAACUCCAACAUCUCGCGGACCUCGGGAGCGCGGAAUCGCCCCCCGUCGCUAUCGCUUACGAGUACCUCUCCUGGGGCACGUAUUGCUCGACGUGGGACACUGCCCUCCGCCUGGUGAAGCUGGUCGAUCGCGCGAACUUCGGCCUGUGUCUGGAUACCUUCCACGAGCUUACGAAGCUCUGGGCUAGUCCGUUCGAAGUGUCGGGAAAGUACCCGCGCGGGGACCAAGCCCUGCGUGACUCGUUGCAGAGGUUCAAGACCGCCGUUCCGCUGGAGAAGAUCUUCUACGUGCAGCUCUCCGAUGGCGAGCGGUUCGAUCCUCCCUUCUCGGAUUCGCAUCCGUGGUAUCUGGAAGGCGAGGCGUCGCAGUUCACGUGGUCCAAGCACGGGAGGCCGUUUCCGUUGGAGACUGACCUGGGCGGAUACAUGCCUGUUCCUGAGGUCGUGAGGGCCUGGGUGCUGGAGACUGGGUUCAAGGGCUGGAUCUCUAUGGAGGUGUUUGAUCGGCAGAUGCGUAGCAGGGAGUUUGAGCCUGAGACGGCGGCGAUUCGGGCGCGUGAAUCCUGGCGGAAAGUCCAGGCGGCCGUUGUCGCCGAGGAUUUGCCGGGGAAACUGUAG
Aspergillus melleus is the source of this 1005-nucleotide messenger RNA. RefSeq names its product sugar phosphate isomerase/epimerase family protein. The transcript has a single exon. The record is from RefSeq and is a predicted model, not a curated record. NCBI's taxonomy places the organism in Eukaryota, Fungi, Ascomycota, Eurotiomycetes, Eurotiales, Aspergillaceae. The coding region runs from base 1 to 1005 and encodes 334 amino acids.